CCUUCCCGGCUUCGUCCUCCGCACGUCGGUCAAGGCACUCUGCUCUUCAUCUUCUCUCCUCGCCGUUGACGAAAGCAACACAGUAGAUGAGACUUUGACAUCUCCGCCAUCCUCCUCCUCCCGCCCUCUUAAGAUGUUACGUACGCUUCAACCCACCAACCUCACCUUGCCGCCCGUUCACGUCUCCUCCUCCUCAUGGCUCGCUUCAACCACCACGUCCUCGUCCUCGUCCUCGUCGCCGUCGCGGCGUCUCUUGUCGCCGCAGAGGCGUCCGGCGUCGGGUUCAACCUCCACCACAGGUCUUCCGAGGUGGUGCGGCGGUGGGCCGAGGCGCGGGGACACCCCCUCGGCGCGCCGCGGCCAGCUCACGGCUCGCCGGGGUACUACUCCGCGCUGACCCACCACGACCGCGCCCUCCUCGCCCGCCGCGGCCUCGCAGGAGCAGACGGUCUCCUCACCUUCGCUGAUGGCAACGACACCUACCGCUUCGCCAGCCUCGGAUUCUUGUACUAUGCGGAGCUGUCGGUGGGCACGCCGAACGCGACGUUCCUGGUGGCGCUGGACACCGGCAGCGACCUCUUCUGGGUACCCUGCGACUGCCUGCAGUGCGCGCCCAUCGCCAACGCCACGGGACAGGGGCAGGGCGGCCCCAACCUCCGGCCGUACAGCCCGAGGUUGUCGUCGACGAGCAAGGCGGUGACGUGCAACCACGCGCUCUGCGACCGGCCCAACGCCUGCGGCGCCGCGGGCAACGGCAGCUGCCCCUACGUUGUCAGGUACGUGUCCGCCAACACCUCCUCCUCCGGGGUGCUCGUCCAGGACGUGCUCCACCUCACCAGGGAGGGUCCGGGCGCCGAGGCCGUGCAGGCCCCCAUCGUGUUCGGGUGUGGGCAGGUGCAGACGGGCGCAUUCCUGGACGGCCCCGCGGCGGACGGCCUGCUGGGCCUCGGCAUGGAGAAGGUGUCCGUGCCGAGCGUGCUCGCCAGCAGCGGCCUCGUCGCGUCCGACAGCUUCUCCAUGUGCUUCAGCCCCGACGGCGUCGGCCGGAUCAACUUCGGCGACGCCGGCAGCAGGGACCAGGCCGAGACGCCCUUCAUUGUCAGCAACACACACCCGACGUACAACGUCAGCUUCACGUCGAUCAACGCCGGGAGCAAGUCCGUGCAGGUGGAGUUCGCCGCCGUCAUGGACUCCGGCACGUCCUUCACGUACCUCAACGACCCGGAGUACACAGAGCUCGCCACCAAUGUCAACUCGCAGAUUCGCGAGAGAAGAGCCAAUUUCAGUGACUCUGCAGGCUCUAUUCCAUUCGAGUAUUGCUAUGAACUGAGCCCAAGCCAAACAGAGGUGCUCCGGCCGGAAGUGAGCCUGAUGACCAAAGGGGGAGCCCUGUUCCCGGUCACCCGUCCCUUCCUCGUCUUGGCCGACGAGAUCAACGGAGAGUUUCGUCCUGUCGGUUACUGCCUGGCGAUCCUGAAGAACGACAUCAGCAUCAACAUCAUUGGGCAGAACUUCAUGACGGGGCUCAAAGUCGUGUUCGACCGGCAGAGAUCCGUCCUGGGCUGGCAGAAGUUCGACUGUUACAAGAGCGCGCGAGCGGCAGACACCCCGGACGGGAGCCCCAACGCCGCUGCAGGGCCGACGACGCUCACGCCGCAGCAGAACGGUGGAAACAACAGGUACCCCGGCGCGGCGCCCCUGCCGCGGUCCGCCGGCUCGCGCCACGGCGCCCGCGCGCUCGGAGGCCUCUCCCUGCUGCUUCCUCUGCUGGCCGCGGCCCUUGUCUGAUGACUGAUAGUUUGUUCCCGGCUGCUCCAGUUGCGUGCAGGCAUACUCGAUUUUGGUUCAGAGUUCAGGUGCAUAGAUCAUUGUAGAAUAGGAUAAUUUUGCUGAUUUGAUGUGUUUUUACAACACGAGACUAUUUGGUGAUGAGGUGCAUUUCGUGAUCAUAUACAAAUAAACGUACAGUUGAUUCUUCU
Molecule: messenger RNA, 1979 nt
Organism: Phragmites australis (common reed)
Lineage: Eukaryota; Viridiplantae; Streptophyta; Magnoliopsida; Poales; Poaceae
Product: aspartyl protease family protein 1-like
Exons: 8
Coding region: 196-1788 (530 amino acids)
Biological process (GO): proteolysis
Molecular function (GO): aspartic-type endopeptidase activity
Source: RefSeq, a predicted model, not a curated record